CUGUCUAGUGAUUGCGAAGCCCAGCCAUUUGCCUGGGACCAUCUCAGUUUUUGACUCCUGGCGAGCAGCAGGUGAGAGAGAGAUGCUGAUGGAAGCCAAACUACUAGGUCAUUGCAGAACGACUUGCAUCCCUGAAGAGCUUUAGUUGAAGAGCGAGGAAAAGAUGGGUGUGAAAACAUUUACUCAUAGUUCCCCUUCCCACAGCCAGGAAAUGCUUGGAAAGCUAAAUAUGCUUCGCAGCGACGGACACUUCUGUGAUAUCACCAUUCGUGUCCAGGACAAAAUCUUCCGGGCACACAAAGUGGUUUUGGCAGCGUGCAGUGAUUUCUUUCGCACCAAGCUUGUUGGCCAAGCAGAGGAUGACAGCAAGAGUGUGUUGGAUUUGCACCACGUAACAGUGACUGGCUUCAUACCCCUCCUUGAGUACGCUUACACAGCAACACUGUCAAUUAACACAGAAAAUAUUAUCGACGUGCUGGCCGCAGCCAGCUAUAUGCAAAUGUUCAGCGUCGCCAGCACCUGCUCGGAGUUCAUGAAAUCAAGCAUCUUAUGGAAUACUCCCAACAACCAGCAAGAAAAAGGACUAGAGACAGGACAAGAAAACAGUGCUAACUGCAAUUUUACCUCUCGAGAUGGCAGUCUCUCUCCCGUUUCUUCAGAAUGCAGUGUGGUAGAAAGAACCAUUCCCGUUUGCCGAGAGUCCCGCAGAAAGCGUAAAAGCUACAUUGUGAUGUCCCCGGAAAGUCCCCUCAAGUGUAGCACACAGACAAACUCCCCCCAAGUGCUGAAUUCUUCAGCUCCCUACUCCGAGUCAAGAAAUCAGCCAGUCGACUCCUCCUUAUCUUUUCCCUGGACUUUUCCUUUUGGAAUUGAUCGAAGGCUGCAGUCGGAAAAGGCCAAGCAGGCCGAAAACCCCAGGACUUUAGAACUCCCAGGCCCUUCUGAGGCAGCUAGAAGAAUGGCUGACUAUGUGACCUGUGAGAGCACUAAGGCUAACUUGCCAUUGGUGACUGAAGAAGACGUGCGGGUCAAAGUGGAAAGAUUAAGUGACGAAGAAGUCCACGAGGAAGUUUCGCAGCCUGUCAGUGCAUCUCAGAGUUCCUUGAGCGAUCAGCAGACAGUACCCGGAAGUGAACAAGUUCAGGAAGAUCUUCUGAUUAGCCCUCAGUCAUCCUCUAUAGGCUCAAUAGAUGAAGGGGUCACUGAGGGAUUACCUACACUUCAAAGUACCUCUGGCACUAAUGCUCAUGCAGAUGAUGACGAUAGAUUGGAAAAUGUUCAAUACCCCUACCAGCUCUACAUUGCUCCUUCUACCAGCAGCACAGAAAGACCAAGCCCAAAUGGUCCAGAUAGGCCUUUCCAAUGUCCAACUUGUGGGGUACGAUUCACCCGCAUUCAGAACCUCAAACAGCACAUGCUCAUCCACUCAGGCAUUAAACCAUUUCAGUGUGACCGCUGUGGGAAAAAGUUCACCCGGGCUUACUCGCUAAAGAUGCAUCGCCUGAAGCACGAAGGUAAACGCUGUUUCCGGUGCCAGAUAUGUAGUGCCACUUUCACUUCCUUCGGGGAAUAUAAACACCACAUGCGGGUUUCCCGGCAUAUUAUCCGCAAGCCUAGGAUUUACGAGUGCAAAACAUGUGGCGCCAUGUUCACCAACUCUGGAAAUUUAAUCGUGCACCUGCGGAGUCUGAACCAUGAAGCGUCAGAGCUAGCAAACUACUUCCAGAGCAGUGAUUUCCUAGUGCCGGACUACUUAAAUCAGGAGCAGGAAGAGACCCUUGUUCAAUAUGAGCUUGGAGAACACAGUUUUGAAAGCAACUCCUCUGUCCAAAUGCCUGUCAUUUCACAGGUCUCGUCGACUCAAAAUUGCGAAAGCACUUUCCCCUUGGGUUCUCUCGGUGGGCUGGCAGAAAAGGAGGAAGAUGUACCAGAACAGCCAAAGACCAGUGCCAGCGCUGAGGCAGCCAGAGACGACCCUCCAAAAUCAGAGCUGUCUUCUAUUACUAUUGAGUAAUUUCACGGUUUGGCUUCAUUUCUUGGUUUUUUGGAAAGUGCCUGUGCUUGGUCCUGUAUAUUUUUUAAUUUAAUUUAAAAAGAACAAAAAAAAACCAACCAAACAAAAAAGGGUUGGGGGAAAAGAAUUCCCCUUUUACUUUGCUAGCUAUGCUUUAAUUAGAGAACGACAACAGAUGUCACAUUUUCACGACUGAGAGAUCACUUCUUUAAGACCGAGCGCACAAUAAGACCAUGUCGAAACAGAAUAGAAGCUGUGAUACACUUCCAGAGAACCAACUGACUCUAAGACACUGACGAAUUUCUUCUUCCACUGUUAGGGCAGGUUAAGUUUCUCACUGCUACACACCGUUGGGUAAAGAAGAAAUCUGAAGACUCCCUAACCUGCCCAAGAUGCAGGUAUGCAUCAGAAAUCAAUGGCUGAGUAGAGUUUUAACCAAUGUCCUGAGUAGGUGCCUAAACCUCUACUUGGAACCUGGAGUGACAUUUUGUAGUGACGCCUGCUGUUUUCUUCAAGUGUUUACGGUAAAGCUUUCCCGGCAAAUGGUUGUGUGUAAACAUUUCUGAAAUUUAACAGAAUUGCCUUUUUGAAGCUUCAUCAACCUUUUUAUGGUCUCUUGUGACGUGUAGAUUCAUACUGGGACAAAUACUCCCUCCUUUGAUGGUUCACCCCCACCCCUCCCCAGUAAGAAAUUAUUUCUUGCUUUGCUUAUGCGGAGGAAGGCGAGGAGCUUCAGUUAGGAAAAGUGUCAAUGGUCUGCUUAUGACUAAGUCACGAGUGGAGGUAGGCAGUGAGAAGAGUAAGUCCAAGUCUAACACAUCCAUUUGGAUUCUGCAAUUCUGUAUACACACACACGCACACAGAGACACACACACACACACACAGAAAUGACCUAAGCUGUGACUGUUGAUUAUUGGCUCUUUUGUUUCUAAUCCAAAUCAGUUUUCUUCCCAGUAGGAGUGUUUCUAGAGAGGUUGAGGGUCUGGUGGAAAUUACCCAGUUUAUGGGGGCCUUUCAAUAGUGAUUUAUUUGUGGGGGGUUUUUCCCUUACUUCCCCUCAACUAAUAGAUUGAGGCUUACAUUGAGCCUUCCCUCCCACCCCGCCCCCCGGCGAGCAGGACUCUGGACAGUGCUGUCAGGUGAUGGGGGACCCGGAUGUGUAGCUGGGCCAGAUGAUCCAGGCAGCCAGCCACCCCGACUUUUGCCCCAUCCGGAGUGCCUUUCCCUGGUGGGGCUCCCCUACCUCCUGCCCAAUUUACAGUCUGCCGUUUCCAGCAGCUGAUGGUUCCGUACCAGAUUUACUGAAGAAAAAAAUAUUGGUGUUCUUCUGCGUUAAUACAUAGAUAUUGGUAAUGUAGGGAGUUUUUAAUGUACGGUCUUGGAUUUUUCAGAAAAAUAAAAGGAAUCCUUAGUGGAGGCCAAAUUCUUUACCCAGCCUGGGGAAUUGUUUACAAAAAGCCCAUUUUGACAGUGCUAAAUUACCCCUGAUCCAAAUCAUCUUAAACCAUUUCCAAGGUUAUUAGAGGCCGUAUCUACUGCUCCACGCGUGAUGCUAAAAAUAAAGUAAAAGGUUUGCAGUUCCACUUUUCUGGAUUUACAAAAGGCUCCGCGUUGAUCGUCUGACAUUUGUAAGGCUGUCCGCACCGAUCGGAGAAUUGCCAUAAGGGCCAAAAUAGCGUGUAAAGCCUUAAAUUGGUGACAGUUUGUCUCGCUGAUUAGGAAAUUAACUCCCAAUAAUAGACUGGGGAUUUUUGUUAGUUAGCGUGGGGGCACUCCGGAGCCAUCUAAACAUCACUAUCCUCAGUUUCACAAAGAAAGUGGUACUUUUGUUUCUGGACCCAUAUCGCCAAAUGGCGUCGACAGCUCUUGUGGUCUGAACACCCACUGGAGGUCACGGAGAGCUGGGACAUAACAGCAAGGUGCAUAAUUAAAGGGAGACUCGAGUCAACUCCGCAAGGCUAGCGAUUUUGUGAUUCAAAAGAAAAAUUUGCCCAUUUUCAAUUUGACCAAAUUCUGUUCCAUUCCUUUUCAGAUUUUCUAACAUCUAACAAGGGAUAUUCUUUUUGCUGCCUAAUCAAAAACACGUAACCACACCAAAUACCUUCCAGUUUUCACAGGUCAGUCCCCCAGGGAGGUGAAGUUAAACUGUUGUUAAACAUUCCAAAGAUUUUUGAAUAUGAUUUUAUAUUCCUCAUAUUUUCUGACCUCCCUCACCCUAACUUGCACCAGCUCCCUACAUAACUCCCUUGAAGCCAGUGGCAUUCUACUGCUUCCACAAAGUGUAUUUAACCAAGCCUGACAGAAUUUCAGGUACAGCAGCCUUCCACUAAUUUGUGCUUCUCUGUUGUUGAUGUUAUCUGGGUGUUAGUGUCCACCCUCAUGAACACUUGCAGUGGACUGGGCUGCUAUUGCACAGCUUCGACUGGCUGGACAAGGCAAGGGUUCUUCUUGUAGUUUUCCUCGUGAGUUUGUCUUGAUUCGUCCAUAGUAUUUUGAAAGAAACUUAUCUUUUUUUUUUAAAAAAAAAAGAAAACUACGAAAUUAUAAGAGCCAAGAUGAGGAAGGAAGCAGUACCAUUCGCCUAAAAGUUUGGCCCAACACCAAGGGGUUGGGGAAGGAGUGGGGAGAUAUGUUAGAACCAUCUCCCCUGUUUUCUUUUUCAAAAAAUCUUAGCUUUCCCCUCCCCGCACUGUGUAACAGCAGGGAUCAGGUGGCUUCUUUAAGUUUGGAGGGAGAAGCGGAGGUCACCUCCCUAAGUAAGACCUUUUCUCUUUAACAUCUUUCCGCCACUAAAGGGGUCGGUGGCCCGAACACGUGGCUGCUUUCAUAGCAUGCUCACGGCGUACUUUGCCUUAAGAGCAGAGCACUGCUGGUGCGUGUCAACAAGGAGCAGUGAUUUCUGUUUGGUAAAUUCUGUGAAUUCCAAAGAUUUGGGGUUUUAUGGAAAGUCGGCAGCCCAAAUUUUAGCACACCCCGUGACUUCUAUAAAGAUGGUCUUUUAAGUGUAUCUGAUUGUGCUUUGAUUACUUCCUCGCUAGAUUUUACUCAGUGAGAGUUUUAACAAGUAUUUUGCUAAAAGAAUGCAAGUCAAGAGCAUAGUUUCUAGGUCACUGAGGUUAUACAUUGACAUGCGAAGGUUUGGGGGUCCACUCAAUUCUCCUACAACGCCAGGGGGUUGUGGCCCUGAUCAGCCCCGCCCAUCCCAGUGGGCCAGGAUCGGGCACCCCCACCUUCUAUCCAGAGUGCCACGUGUGGUCCAAAGAGCACUCCAAAUUGCCUACCGGCGUUCGGUCCCCCAAACACGUGUUCUGGGAGAAUUUAGUGCCUUUCAUUUUCUGAGAUUGGGUUUUUGAAAGCCAAGAUCAGAGGCUGUUUUUGAUAGCGAUGACGCCUUAUUUUUGCUGAAAGGCACGGAAGAGGAUUUUUCUCAAGAGGAUGUGAAAAAUCUGAUGGAGUGAGCCGCGUAAGCCUAGUAGUUUUCGUAUUGAUAGUAGUGAUUAAGAGCCAGUCAGUUAUAGCGAUGCUUAUUAAAGUAUUUUCUCUCCAAAAAUAACUACAUCAAAAUGUUCUCUCGUUUUGGACAUUGAAUGCAGCUGUCUCCUCCCGAUGUCCCAGGAAGGUGAACCUGAAGUGACAUACCCAACUUUCAAAGGGCUUAAAGUUUUAGCACAAGGGAAACUGCCUUUCUUAAAUGAUCUCCAUUCAAACUAGUCCUUUUCAUCCUUCAAUCAUCAAAUUUGUAGUGGACCUUUAGAUGUGAAUAAAAAUGCCAGAUGUUUCGGAGCUGCCGGAUUAGGUUCAUCCUGUUCUCAGUGACUACUUCCCGUGGCAGUGGAAGAAUCGAUCGGGGCGAUAUCAUUGUUAAAACUCAGUCUCUGUUGCUGUCCAACCCUUUAUUCCCCAAAAAGCACAACGGCAUUCAUAUCACCAGUAUGUUUAUCCCAGACCUUUUAAAUUGCCUUGGGCAAGAGGGCUGCCUCGAUCUGCUGAUAAACAUUUCUAAGAGUGAUCAUUCUUGAAAUCAUUUAAUUGAUGGGCUCGCUUUUAAUCCUAAUUUUAGGUCUUUCAGAGAAUUUGUAAUCCAAUCAAAUUUCCAAUUUUACUUUCAUAAAAGAGAGUUUGGGGGUAAAAUCAAUCCUACUUUGAUUAAGCAGUGAAAUGUGUCAGUGAUAUAAUAAAUUUAAGACUUAUAUUUGACAAAGUU
Ornithorhynchus anatinus (platypus) is the source of this 6218-nucleotide messenger RNA. It is a transcript of the gene ZBTB44, whose product is annotated as zinc finger and BTB domain containing 44. Bases 164 to 2014 code for a protein of 616 amino acids. Lineage: Eukaryota; Metazoa; Chordata; Mammalia; Monotremata; Ornithorhynchidae. Gene Ontology annotation, molecular function: protein binding. The transcript has 6 exons. The record is from RefSeq and is a predicted model, not a curated record.